Molecule: messenger RNA, 1758 nt
Organism: Arachis stenosperma
Lineage: Eukaryota; Viridiplantae; Streptophyta; Magnoliopsida; Fabales; Fabaceae
Exons: 2
Coding region: 282-1541 (419 amino acids)
Source: RefSeq, a predicted model, not a curated record
UCUAAUUACACUACUCGCACUUGCACUCUCUGAUUAGGCUCCAAUCCAUGUACACACUCACCUGAAAGGUUUCAUCAUUCUCAGCAGCCACACUUUUUCCCCCUUUAUACAAAGUUCACACCUUUAUUUAUUUUUCUUUUUGUCUUUAAUUUUCUUUCUGCUGUUGUUCUUGUUGUUUCUCCAUCACUGCCUCGAUUCAGGAACUGGGUCAUCAUCCUCUGACCUCUGAUUGUGAAUAAAACCACUUUGACUUUUAAAGCAAGGACAGGUAUACAUUCACCAUGGAUUCACCACAUUCUGUUGUGUCACCAUUCAAGAGCUUGGUCUUGAAUGAGGGUACUGAGAAGCACAAGCAUGAUGAUGUAUUUGAGGUGAAUGGAAAAGAGGCUGUGAUGUCAAAUGGGGAUGAAGAUUCAAUUGGCAUGCUUGAUGUAUAUAUACACCAAGCUAGGGACAUUCAGAACAUCUGCAUAUACCAUAAGCAAGAUGUUUAUGCCAAGAUUUGCCUCACUUCUAACCCUGAUGACACUGUUUCCACCAAGACCAUCAAUGGUGGAGGAAGGAACCCAGUGUUCAAUGAGAAUCUAAGGGUUAGUGUUAGGACUAUUGAUUCCUCACUCAAAUGUGAGAUUUGGAUGCUUAGCAGGGUCAAGAAUUACCUUGAGGACCAGUUGCUUGGUUUUGCUUUGGUGCCUUUGUCUGAGGUACUGCUAAUUCAGGAUGGGAAAUUGGAGAAAGAGUUCUCUCUUUCUUCAACUGAUUUGUUCCAUUCUCCGGCCGGUUUUGUUCAGUUGUCGCUUUCUUACACUGGUGCUUCGCCAGAUGUUAUGGCGAUUUCUACAAUUCCUAAGGAGGUUGGAGCGCAGGACUCCGAGACGGGUGAGUCGCUGACGAGGGAUUUGGAAAAGAUUGAGUUCCCUGAUCCGAAGAUUGUGAAUGAAGAUCACUUGAUGGCGUCGGAGUAUUUCGGCAUUCCCUGUGAGGAGACUCAGUGCUCUGCUGAUAGCUUGGCAACUUCUGAUGGUGAGAAUCAGAGCUCUGAAGCGGGCGUUCGCCUCGUGGAAAGCUUCUCUGCUUGCAGUGUUGAGUCUGUUCAGCUUCCUCCCAAGGUUGAUUCCCCACCCAGCAGUGUGUCAACAAAUGGUGUCACCUCUCCUGUGCCUGCAAGCUCAGAAUCAUCUGAAGCUGCUGCUGCUAAUUCCAAGUCUCCCGGUCAGGAACAAAUUUCCAGCACCAAAGAUGCUAAAAAUGUGGAUGCUAUAGAUGGUGAGAGUGAUUCCUCAAAUGGGGUUCUUCCAAGUGUGUCAUUCCCUAAGCCUGUUGUUACUGUGAACCUUGUCCCAGAACCGAAUUUGGUGCAGCAGGAUAUAGUAGACAUGUACAACAAAAGCAUGCAGCAAUUUACUGAGUCAUUGGCCAAAAUGAAGCUUCCUAUGGACAUAAAAACUGAGGCAACUAGUUCAGGGAAUUCGAGCACUGAGGAGAAGACACCGAAGAGUAACAACUCGCGCGUAUUUUAUGGUAGCAGGGCUUUCUUCUGAACUUUUGUUUCAAUGGUUCAAAUUCAAUGGAAUACAAGGCAAGGUGAUUGUAGAUUCUAGAACAAGAACUUAUGUUGUAAUAAUGUGUACUAUCCAGUGUGGUUUCUCCUUCUGUGUACUUCUUCAGAAUGUUGUAGGUUAUAGUGAAUUAUAACUAUGUACUCUCUCUCACAAGCUUGUUAUCUUAACUUCUAUGUGAACUUUUUCUUUUCUUUUC